This is a messenger RNA of Gamsiella multidivaricata, 1914 nucleotides long. RefSeq lists its product as uncharacterized. The record is from RefSeq and is a predicted model, not a curated record. Bases 1 to 1914 code for a protein of 637 amino acids. NCBI's taxonomy places the organism in Eukaryota, Fungi, Mortierellomycota, Mortierellomycetes, Mortierellales, Mortierellaceae. The transcript has 4 exons.
AUGAAGAGCGUUUAUGUCAAGAACCUGGAGCUAUUUGAGCAGGAGGAUUUUUUCGGUAAGGAGGUGCCCGUGAACAGGAAUGAGCCAGUUGAAUCCAACAUCUCUCGCUCUCGUGAAGCGUCGCAAACUCCAACCAACAAACGCGGGCCCUAUAUGACAUCAGCCAUGAAGCAGCAGCUAGCAAUGCAACAACAGCAACAAAUGCAACAGCAGCAGCAGCAACAACAGCAAAUGCAGCAUCAGAUGCAACAGCAGCCGAUACCUCCCCAGCCCAUCCCCCACCCCAUGCCAACAGGACCUCAAGGAGCACCAUCAGCAGCGAUUCCUGCACCACCCUUGAGGCCCUCCAAUUUCCUGGAAGGAUACUACGUCGAAGGAGGUCAUCAGAACAGAAUCCUUCUUGCUCUCAAAUCAGAACUGCCAAACGAGAUUGAUUGGGCAUUCAGUCGACUUAUCUCUCUGUCAUAUGAAUGGAAUGAAUUCUCGCUCAACAUGAUUCCAGGAUUGCUCAACGAGCUCCUGUCGUUUGCUCAGCCCUUUUUCGACUGGUGGUCAUCGCUUGAGUCAAAGGAACAGGAGGAGCUCGUGGACGAGGAUCUAUUGAGCAUGAGUGAGACCCACAACAUGGAGCGUAUUUUGCAGGUCUUUCAUAUUCUCCGCAACCUUUCGUUCCUGGAUCACAACACCGUUAUAUUGACUGAGCACGCCAAAUUCCGCAGAAUGCUUCAACAGGGGCUGUCUAUGCCUCCAUCAACUCAGCUGAACGAGCUGCGGAUUUAUUGUUUGGACACACUGGAAUGCCUCAGUAUUCACAUCACUCUGCGCUCGAAAUUCGAUAUAUACCUGCGGGAACUGCACAGGUUGCUGCUGACGAACGACAAGGCUAUGAUCCUGGGAAGUCUCCGGGCGUUGACUCGGUUGGCGGCUAACGAACAUAACGAAAAAAUUCUGAGCGACAUUGACCCAGAGAUCAUCGAGAGGAUAUCACAGCUAUUGCUCAUUCAGGAUGAAGAGCUUAUUGGAGCUACACUUGACUAUCUCUACCAGUUCUCAAGUUUCCAUGGCGAUGCCGCUGUGCAGAUCGCAAAGAAUUUCCCAGGAAACAUUGUCUCCGUCUUGGUGCAGUUCCUAUCCUGGGGCAGCCCCAAGACCAUGCCUCCACCUGUCACAGUGGACCCGGCACAACAGAUUCUCCAUGAGCCAUAUCGUGCCUUGCAUUGGCUGCAAUCCAAUUUUGAAAGCAAUUCUCAGGCCUAUAUAUUCGAAUCAGAACUCUUCAAGCUGUAUCAGACGAAAUUCCUUGCCCAUGGACCAAUGCUGAGAUCGGCGGAUCUGGUUACAGUGUCGAGGGUUGGCUUCCCAAAGAUGGAGACGAGCUUCGUGCAAGAGGCAGAAGGUGUGCCGCCAGUCCAAGUCAUCAAAGGAAUCGCCAAGAAACACUGGGUCGACUUUAGUGGUGCCGAUGACAGAAUUAUCUGUAGAUGGAUUGGAUGCCAAGCUGUCGUCCCGACAGAGGCGGAGUUGUUCAAGCAUGCAGUUCAGGAACAUAUCUCUCCUGGAAUGGGCCUUUACACUUGCCAAUGGCUGAGCUGUAGACGCUUUACAACCCCGACUCAUGAUCGCCAAAAGGUGAUCAAGCAUCUCAAAACUCACUUCCCGCUCACACCUUCGGUCAAGCCGUUUUCGAACCGGCCUCGUUGGUUCGAUAUGCGUCCUAAUGUUCUGGAAGUACCUGGUCGGGAGCUGGCGGGCAUUCCUCUGACGGCUGUCUUUGUGCUCAGGAACCUUUCAAGACAGAAACGGAAUCAGAAGCUGUUCUUGCCAUACGAAGAAAGUCUGGCGAGGAUUAUGGGCGAGUUUCCGAGGAUGGCGGCCUUUAUUGUCGAUAUCUUGACGUUCCUGAGGGUCGGCUAA